Molecule: messenger RNA, 417 nt
Organism: Atta colombica
Lineage: Eukaryota; Metazoa; Arthropoda; Insecta; Hymenoptera; Formicidae
Exons: 5
Coding region: 1-417 (138 amino acids)
Biological process (GO): detection of chemical stimulus involved in sensory perception of smell; sensory perception of smell
Cellular component (GO): plasma membrane
Molecular function (GO): olfactory receptor activity; odorant binding
Source: RefSeq, a predicted model, not a curated record
AUGAAAUUGUCUAAUCUUUUGGUAUCUAUAUUCGAGGUAUUGGCGUUUUGUUUAAUAGUAUUUGUCGUGGCUUGCUUAAGCCUAAAUCUGUUUCAAAGUGCUUCAUCUGAAAAAAGUGUCAGCGAAUUUUGUUUACCAUUGUUAAAUGUAAUCGCCACGAUUUUAUGUCUGUUUAUAGGCAACUAUAGCGCACAGAUUAUAACAGAUCACAAUAAUUACGUAUUCUCUACUGUAUACAACGUUCAGUGGUAUAGAGCUCCAUUACAUAUACAAAGAAUAAUAUUGUUUCUAUUACAAAGAAAAGCUAAGGAGUUUACUUUGAAUAUCGGUGGAUUAUUUACUGGUUCUAUGGAAUGUUUCGCCAUGUUAGUAAAGACUUCGAUAUCUUAUUUUACUGUCAUAUAUUCCACGCGAUGA